ACUUUCACCCCAGGAUGCGACAUGGUCCUCGCACAGGAUAUUGGUGUUGUUUACCUGUAUUUUUUCGAUGUAUGACGAGGGGAUGUAGCCGGUUUCCCCCGAGCUGCAGCGGGACCCCAGCCACCAGUGUUUGUUGCUCCUCUCCAGGAUUAGGAAGCUUUCUCCGGCCGCGAAGUGCAGCGAGUUGGGCUCCGCGGAUCGGAAGGCGUACAGAGACCGGUACAUACUUUAAUAAAAACACUUUAACAAGCCGAAAUUACCAGAAAUAUCGAAAGAACCGGUGUCGGAAGAUAAGUAGUCUCCGAGAGGAAAAAUCUGCUCUGUUGGAGGAGAUUUAAAGAGACUAUGAAGGCAUGGCCCCGGUGGAUCGCCGCUGUCUAUUUACAAUGUAGCAGCCCGGAUCAUCUGACCUGAGUGCAGUGAUCGAUGAUCACCGCAGGGGGCGCUGCUGCUCCACACAGGCAUCUUAAUCAAAGGCAGAGCAGGAUCCUCGAACUGAUCCCUGAACAGCCGCAUCACCAUUACAUUUCAUAAAAUAGUUCCUUAUACAGGCAGUGAUAACACUUUCUAAAUGUUUAAAUAAUAAUUCAAUAAUAACAGUAGACUAUUAUACAAUUUGCUGUGCCUGACUUAAUGCAUAUUAAAGGUAGGGCAGGUAAUUCACUUCAGAAACACUUUUUGUUAUAUUCCAUGGAAUGCUCUUAACAUCCCGAUAGCAAUGAAUACAUCUUUAACAUUAACUUCCCAGUUUUUAAGUGUUCUUAAACUGAAAGCACAUUAAUACAAGUAAAAUAAAAAUGGUUCGAUUGAGCUUUACACAACACCGGAAACAGACGGCUGGUGUUACACAGAACUCCGUCCCCCUUCUGUGUCGCCGGUUGAACAUGGCCACUGCUGUGUGUGCUAGAUUGCUCCUUCAGAGAUCAACACACGGGUUUCUCUUUUCCUCCAGGGCAGGACCCGCUCUCUCAAGCCCCUUUCUGUCUCGUGCACACAGAUUGGAUCCCAGCGAUGAUGAGAUGUACCAGCGUACCUCGGUGUCCGUCAUGCAGAAGGAGCCGGGCAGCGGGGUCAUGAUCUACAACUACAGCUCCAGGGGAUUCAACAUCGACGGAAACAAAGUGUUGGGGCCCUGUGCUUUGCUGCCUCCUGCGAUCCUGCAGUGGAAUGUUGGCACUCAUAAAGACAUCACAGAAGAAAGCGUCUCACUUUUCCACAUGCUUGAACCAAGAAUAGAGAUUCUUGUGCUGGGCACAGGUUCACGGACUGAACAAAUUGAUCCCUCAGUCCUCGCUCUACUCAAGCGUAAAGGCAUCGCUGUGGAGGUGCAAGACACGGCAAAUGCAUGUGCAACCUUCAACUUCCUGAUCAGUGAGCGCAGAGUGGUCGCUGCAGGUCUGAUCCCGCCUCCUGUCAGCACGGCGCUGUCACUCAAACAGGAAUAAGAGUUGCUGCUGUGUCAACAGAAACAAGGACUGAUUUGUGCAGAUGGAGUUUAGAGGUGUCUGAUUGACCCAAGGUCUACGGGAGGGUUAUUCUUCUUCUGCACAAUGCUUCCAAAGGAACAAACUCAGUGACGUCCAGCUCUAAAGAAACACUUUAUUUAGUAACAACUAUUCUUUAUAAAUUCAGCCUCGUCACCCAGUGAUCUGAGCAGUGAGCUGUCUCAGAAAGACUGUAAAAAAGUAUAAACAGAAACAAACAAUAACCUGUUAUGAUUUGCAUGUGUUUUUUGUGGGAUAUGGAAUAUUUAUUUUUGUAAAGACACCUGGAAGAGUAGCUAUUUUCUGGGGUGCAACCAACAACUAUUUUCAUUAUUGAUUCAUUUGCUGGUUAUGCAUCGUUUGGUUUAUAAAAUGAUGAAAAAAAUUCCAUCUCAGUUUCUCACUGGUGAUGUUUCUAAAUGUCUGGGUUUUUUUCAGUCCAAACACCGAGGAUAUUCAAAUAACUAUGAUACCAAACAGAGAAAUGCAGGUUAUCCAAUUCUGCCUGAAUCUUUUAAUUUUAUUUAUCAAUGAUCAAAAUAGUUUUCUGUUGAUCGAGUAAUUGAUUAGUUGGUUAUUCGUUGCAACUCUACAAUGGUCUAUGCAGCAGAUAAAAGGGUUCUUUUUGUACAAAUGUAUAAAUAAGAACAAUAAACAAUGUGUAUGUAUUCAACCCGAG
Molecule: messenger RNA, 2163 nt
Organism: Gymnodraco acuticeps
Lineage: Eukaryota; Metazoa; Chordata; Actinopteri; Perciformes; Bathydraconidae
Gene: ndufaf3
Product: NADH:ubiquinone oxidoreductase complex assembly factor
Exons: 5
Coding region: 798-1445 (215 amino acids)
Biological process (GO): mitochondrial respiratory chain complex I assembly
Cellular component (GO): mitochondrial inner membrane
Source: RefSeq, a predicted model, not a curated record